UGUUUACAUUUGUUACCUACUUAACCCAUUUUAAAAAUGGCUACUUGUAGUAGAAAUUUCACAAAUCAAACCAAAACAAGAAAAACCCAUUUGCAUAAUCCAUAAAUGAUAAACCCCACCUGAAAAAAAAUUACCCUGUUCCUCAAAGCCUCAGAAUUCACCAAAUUUUCUGAGCUGUAAAAAUUUGAUUUAUUUUCUGGGAAAUUCAUGGAAGCGUCAGCUUCACCGGAAAAGUCAGAACUUUCUGCUGGAAACGGGCAGAAUGGAGGUAGAGGAGAGGAGGAAAGAGUCAAAGGUGAAGAGGGUGACCGGAACUCUGGCGGUAACAGGUGGCCAAGAGAAGAAACCCUGGCUUUGUUGAAGAUAAGGUCGGAGAUGGAUACCGUGUUUAAAGACUCUGGUCUCAAGGCUCCUCUUUGGGAAGAAGUUUCAAGGAAAUUAUCGGAACUUGGCUAUAGUCGUAGUGCGAAGAAAUGCAAGGAGAAGUUUGAAAACAUUUAUAAAUAUCAUAGAAGAACCAAAGAAGGUCGAUCUGGCAAAACUUAUCGGUUUUUUGAUCAGUUACAAGCUCUAGAUACACAUUCCACCCUUCCAUCUUCUUCCCCUGAAAAGAUUAAUUCUUCUUUGGCAAUGGAAAUUGACCCAAUAAGUACGGUAAAAAAUGAUGCGCCACGUGCUAUCCAAAAUCCGAGUUUAAAUUCAAUGGACACCUCCACUUCAACUACCUCUACAUCUAGUAAAGAGUCGGCGGGCACACAAAAGAAGAAGAGGAAAUUGACAGAUUUUUUUGAGAGAUUGAUGCAAGAAGUCGUAGAGAAGCAAGCGGAUUUACAAAAGAAAUUUUUGGAAGCAAUAGAAAAGUGUGAACAAGAUAGAAUAGCAAGAGAGGAGGCUUGGAAGAUGCAAGAAUUGGCUGGGAUUAAGCGAGAGCGUGAGCUUUUGGUGCAAGAAAGAUCCAUUGCAGCAGCCAAGGAUGCUGCAGUACUUGCUUUUUUGCAGAAGUUUUCGGUACAAUCAACUCCAGUGCAAUUGCCUGAGAACCCAGUUCCUGCAGAGAAAGUUGUUGAUGGGCAAGAAUUUAGUAAUGGUGGCGAGAGUUUUUUGCAUUUGGGCUCAUCAAGGUGGCCUAAGGAUGAAGUUGAAGCUUUAAUAAAGCUAAGGACUAAUCUCAAUGGGCAUUAUCAAGAAAAUGGACCUAAAGGGCCACUGUGGGAGGAGAUAUCAGCAGCAAUGAAAAAGCUUGGUUACAAUCGGAGUGCAAAGAGGUGUAAAGAGAAAUGGGAGAACAUGAACAAAUACUUCAAGAAGGUUAAAGAAAGCAAUAAGAAAAGGCCUGAGGAUGCCAAGACAUGUCCAUACUUUCACCAGCUUGAUGCCAUAUAUAAAGAGAGGACAGCAAAGAAGGUUAAUGAUCCUGUUAAUCCCAUCUACGAGUUGAAACCCGAAGAACUCUUAAUGCACAUGAUGGGAUCCCAAGAAGAACGACAACAGCUUGACUUAACAGCUGACAACAACGGUGAAAGCGAAAAUAUUGAUCAUGAUCAAGAAGAUGGAGAUAAUGAAGAUGAAGAUGAGCAAGAUGAUUAUCAAAUAGUAGCUACAAAUUCCUCUUCGGUUGCAAUCAUGGAGUAAGAAGAAAGACACAUACAGGAAGUUCCUUUUAGAACUAAAAUAAUUGUUGUUCUCAACUUUAAGAUGUGGGUCAUGUCCUCUUUAUACAAAACAAAUUAGUCAGUUUUGAUUGGCUCAUUCCAUAGUCUACUUCUGCAGUAUAGUUUUUUUGGGUCAAAUUUCCAGCAUUUAAACCUUCAACAUGCUAACAUGUGAAGGUAUCUGGGAAAAUGGCUUAGUGUCUAGUUAUAUAAUGUCUGUAUAUGUUCCAUCAUUUGUUGAAUAAAUGUUGUGAAAAAUAAUGAAGAAAAGCUUAGAGAGUAGAAUAAGACUAGAUGGUGUGUAAUAUAUAUUUAGUAUUUUACAUUUACAAUUCUAUAUAAUUUAAUGUAACACCAUGUUUUUUAUUUAGCUUUUGAAGAUUCACGCCCCCAUUUGUGCA
Molecule: messenger RNA, 2053 nt
Organism: Mangifera indica (mango)
Lineage: Eukaryota; Viridiplantae; Streptophyta; Magnoliopsida; Sapindales; Anacardiaceae
Product: trihelix transcription factor DF1-like
Exons: 2
Coding region: 208-1632 (474 amino acids)
Source: RefSeq, a predicted model, not a curated record